GCAGCACUAAACACAAAAUGGGCAAUGCAAGUACUUAGUUUACAUUCGAGAGGUGUUGGUGUCGGAAAGGUACUGAAAGAUGCCCGUGCGUCCCUUAACUCCCGAACUAGCCGAGAAAGCUCGGGUGGAGCUGAAUGAAGAUCCCAAGAGGAUCGAGAGUGAUAUACAGCAUCUGAAGGACUGGAUAGCCAAACAACCUCAUUUGAGGGCAAGGACAGAUGACCAAUGGCUGGUUGUGUUCCUACGAGGCUGCAAGUACAGCCUGGAGAGAGCCAAGGAGAAGUUGGAUCUCUACUACACAAUGCGUUCUGCCGCCCCGGAGUUCUUCACAAAGCCAAGCGAUGCACUAUUCUACGAAAUGCUUGAUAUCUCUCCUAUGAUAAUGAUUCCCAAGCCCCCGGGUCCCGCGUCGCCCCUGAUCGCUAUAAUCCGGCCCGGUGUCUACGACCCGAGCAAAUACUCGAUGAUGGACAUCAUGGCUUGUUCUGGUAUCAUGCAAAAGAUAUUACUUUUAGAAAAUGACAAUUAUGUCGUUGCGGGAGGCACAUCUAUAAUGGAUCUCGAAGGAGCAACUAUGGCGCACUUUAUGCAAAUGUCACCAAUGCAGAUGAAGAAAAUGACUGUAUUUUCACAGGAUGCUGCGCCUAUUCGAAUGAAAGGGUUCCACUAUGUCAACUCACCAUCAUUUUUCACAACCAUAUUCAACACUUUCAAAGCGUUCCUUAAUGAAAAAAAUCGAAGUAGAAUAGCGUUUCACUCGAGUUAUGAAGAGCUCUACAAGACUAUUCCUAAAGAGUACUUGCCUGCCGAGUAUGGAGGCACUGCGGGCACUAUCAAAGAAAUUGCAGACUACUGGAAAAAGAAGUAUGUGGAGUACAAAGAUUGGUUGGAGGAAGAUAUGCAAUUUGGCACCGAUGAAAGCAAGCGUCCCGGUAAACCGAAGACGGCUGAAGAUAUGUUUGGAAUCGAAGGAUCCUUUAGGCAGCUAGAAUUCGAUUAGUUUAUUAUUCUUUAUACCUAUCACACACUCAAAUUUAUGGCAAUAUUAACUUAGAUAUCAGCUCCAUAAAGUUUAAAUAAAUAUAAAUAUUAAAAUGUCUGCCAUGUUAAAUUAAUUUAAAAAGUCUAGCCUAUGAUGUGUGCUUUUUAAAAGCCUGUAUGUAAAUAAUAAAUUACUUUUACUUUUAAAAAGUAAAUGUUCAAAAGAAUUUGUAAACCGAUAGGCUUUUGAAGUUUUCAAUAUUGCUUUAUGGCUAAGAUAAAAGUGCAGUUUUUCAAUGUCCUUUUUGGUAUUUUAAACAUCAUCUAAAUAUGAAACAAAUUAAAGGAUUAUCUCGAUUUAAAAUUUUAUAUUUUUAUACAAUAAAUAUUUUAAGUUUA
Molecule: messenger RNA, 1380 nt
Organism: Ostrinia furnacalis (Asian corn borer)
Lineage: Eukaryota; Metazoa; Arthropoda; Insecta; Lepidoptera; Crambidae
Product: retinol-binding protein pinta-like
Exons: 7
Coding region: 80-1000 (306 amino acids)
Cellular component (GO): membrane
Molecular function (GO): phosphatidylinositol bisphosphate binding
Source: RefSeq, a predicted model, not a curated record